AUGCUGAAAGUCCAUUCCAACGGAUCUCUGCACGGGCUGCCGGUCUAUCCAGAGUCACCCGACCUGACAGGGCUCACGGCAGUCGUGACGGGUGCCAAUGGAAUAACAGGUUCUGCGAUGGUUCGAGUCCUGGCUGAGGCUCCAAGGCGAUGGAAGAAGAUCUAUUGUCUUUCUCGGCGACCACCCUCUGAAUACACUCUCAAAUCGCUGGGCGAAGAAACGGCUUCCAGGAUCGAACACAUAUCAUGCGAUUUCUUGAGCGAACCCCAAGAGCUUGCUGCAACGCUUAAAAGGUCAAUCCGUCACAUAGAUUAUGUAUUCUUCUUUUCAUACAUGCAGCCACGCUCAGACAAGAGUGGCCCGCAGGGGCAGUGGUCAAAUGCCGAAGAGUUAACGAAAGUGAAUUCAAAACUUCUUUCCGGCUUUCUCUCUGCUCUGGGCAUUUUGGGGCUCCUUCCACGCAGAUUUCUUCUGCAGACAGGAGCCAAGCACUAUGGCUUUCACUACGGCCCAACCUUUAAUCCAUCCUUCGAAACAGAUGGUAGAGUCACCAACGAGUCGAACUUUUACUACGCGCAGGAAGAUGCGCUGAUUGAGUUCUGCCAACGACACUCGGUCCAAUGGAAUGUAGUGCGGCCAUCGUUUAUAAUUGGCGCUGCUCAAGAGUCCGCCCUUAACCACAUCAUCGGCUUGUCCAUUUAUGCAGCGGUACAGGCCCAUCUCAAAAAACCACUGGUGUUUCCGGGGGACUACACAGCAUGGGAUCGCGAGCACUGCCAGAGCACGGCGUUGCUGAAUAGCUACCUGGAAGAAUGGGUUGCAUUGAGCCCCAAUACUGGCAGCGAAGCCUUUAACAUGCAGGAUGGCAGUCCGUUUACGUACGGUCGGCUGUGGCAGUACCUCGCCCAGUGGUAUGGUACCAAUUGGACUCGCCCGGAGACCGAUGAGUCCCGAUACCACGCCAUCCAUGGGACCUACGAUGUCCCACCCAGAGGAUACGGUCCGCGAGGAACCACUCGGUAUUCCUUUACCCUCACGGAGUGGUCCCAAAGCCCUGAAGUUGAACAGGCUUGGGAGGAGUUGAAACAAAAACAUGGCCUAUCUUUAGAUCCGUUUGCGAAACGAGACACCAUUUUCGGCCACACAGAUGCCGCAGUAAUUGGCGGCUGGCCAUUGUCGCUGAGUAUGAGGAAGGCCCGCAAAAUGGGUUGGAACGGGUUUGCCGAUUCAUAUGAAUCAGUGUUCAAUAGUCUGCAUGAGAUGGCUCGCAUGAAAAUUGUCGUGCCGACUGCUCAAGAAGAAUGGGUCGACUAG
Messenger RNA from Aspergillus glaucus CBS 516.65, 1314 nucleotides. RefSeq names its product SDR family oxidoreductase. The transcript has 4 exons. Lineage: Eukaryota; Fungi; Ascomycota; Eurotiomycetes; Eurotiales; Aspergillaceae. The coding region runs from base 1 to 1314 and encodes 437 amino acids. The record is from RefSeq and is a predicted model, not a curated record.